This is a messenger RNA of Hippocampus comes (tiger tail seahorse), 700 nucleotides long. It is a transcript of the gene tsr2, whose product is annotated as TSR2 ribosome maturation factor. The record is from RefSeq and is a predicted model, not a curated record. The coding region runs from base 83 to 700 and encodes 205 amino acids. The transcript has 5 exons. NCBI's taxonomy places the organism in Eukaryota, Metazoa, Chordata, Actinopteri, Syngnathiformes, Syngnathidae.
GGGCCGCCGCCGUCCUGCAAGGAAAGCGAGAGGAUCGACUUUUUGCGUCUGAGCCACAUCGACUCGUCGCGAUCGACUGUUGAUGCCUGUCCCCGCAGACAUGGCGGCGUCCGCGGAUUCGCGCGAGCUUUUCGCCGACGCGGUGAGGGCGACCCUGAGCGCGUGGCCGGCCCUGCAGAUUGCGGUGGACAACGGCUUUGGGGGCGCGUACGGGCAACAGAAAGCCGACUGGCUGGCGGAUGUCGUCCAGCAGUACUUCCACGACAACCCUGACCUGGCGCAAGACGAAGUGGAAGAUUUCAUCGGCGCCCUCAUGGAUCAAGAGUUUCAUACCCUGGUGGAUGACGGCAGCCUCCCUCAGAUGUGCGUCCAACUAAUGCGGAUGUUCAGUCAGUGGCAGCAGGGGGCGCUGCAGCAACUGUCGCACUCGAUCCACCUGCUGACACAGAAGCAGGCGCCCAGGGCAAAGGUCACGGCGCCGCCCGGGCAGUCAGACUCGGACAGCGAUGGCCCAACUCAGGUGAGGUCACACGCGCUCGCCGAUUGUCUUCCCUACACGGCAGACACGAUUGACGUUUGGAAGUCGGCGCAACGACGUAACGCGCCCACGCUGAGCGGGCCCGCCUGCCCAUCCGGCUCUUUGACGCUCGGCUCGGCCCUCGUGAAGGUUGUCCGAGGAAAACCUCCGAAGGCCUUUUAG